Saccostrea cuccullata (small rock oyster) is the source of this 2013-nucleotide messenger RNA. RefSeq names its product ADP-ribosylation factor 2. Gene Ontology annotation, cellular component: cytoplasm; plasma membrane. Gene Ontology annotation, molecular function: GTPase activity; GTP binding. Bases 188 to 736 code for a protein of 182 amino acids. Gene Ontology annotation, biological process: vesicle-mediated transport; intracellular protein transport. Lineage: Eukaryota; Metazoa; Mollusca; Bivalvia; Ostreida; Ostreidae. The record is from RefSeq and is a predicted model, not a curated record. The transcript is spliced from 5 exons.
GCGGGUCAUUGACGUGGCAUGUGCAACGAUUACUAUUCCACGUCCGCCAUUUUGACUCGUCCCAAAGAAUAGGUUACCGAGUAUUUCAUAAUUUUAAAGCAAAAUACUUAUUGAUAACGCACCAUAAAAGGUGAGGACGUGUAUAAGGUAAUAUUGAUUAACGAGCAUUGACCAACAGUAGCUCAAGAUGGGGAGCGUGUUUAGUAGUAUAUUUAAGAGUUUGAUCGGGAAAAAGGAGAUGAGAAUCUUGAUGGUGGGUCUUGAUGCGGCCGGAAAAACCACGAUUCUGUACAAACUUAAAUUAGGAGAAAUUGUCACAACUAUUCCCACUAUAGGUUUUAAUGUGGAGACGGUAGAAUAUAAAAACAUAAGUUUUACGGUGUGGGACGUGGGGGGUCAGGAUAAAAUCCGACCCCUGUGGAGGCACUACUUCCAAAACACACAAGGGUUAAUCUUUGUGGUAGACAGUAAUGAUAGAGAACGUAUCACAGAGGCCCGCGAGGAACUCACCAGAAUGUUGAAUGAAGAUGAACUCAGAGACGCUGCUCUUCUUGUCUUCUGUAAUAAACAGGAUCUGCCAAAUGCCAUGAACGCCGCAGAAGUGACAGAUAAACUAGGCCUCCACAGUCUGCGUAACCGAUCGUGGUACAUCCAGGCGACGUGCGCCACCAGCGGGGACGGAUUGUACGAGGGUCUGGAUUGGCUGUCGAACACGCUGAAGAAUAGUAAACAAUAGCACGCCAGCGCCAUCUAGUGAACGGAAAGAAAGGAGGAUUUAUAAACUGUAUACAUGGGAGGUGACAGAGAGGCCCACAGUAAUGGGGGAGUUAUUUAUUGUGACAAGGAGUUCGUACCUUGUUUUAGUGUUUAACUCUUAGGGGACAUAACAAAAUCGUGACUGAGAUUUCUCUACGUGUUUUAAAUUCUCCGUUAUCUGUGGGCAGAACUUGUCUAAGACACCUUCCUGAUAAUUGAGGUGGUAAUACAUUAUUUUCUGCACUGUUUAGUAUGUUUAUUUUUUUUUUUUUUUUAAAUGUGUGGGUGAUGAAAAAAUGAAGAUGUUAGGGGAAAAAGAUAAAAAAAUUGAUUCUUCAAAUUUGUAUAAGCUGUGUCCUCUCAAUUGACUUCUGUGGAUGUAGGAACUUGAAGUUACACUUGUAUGUGCAUCAAUGUGAUUUCUUUCUCUCUUUUUUCAAUGUGCUAAUUGAAAUAUUGUGUGAGCUACUUGUCAAGCAUUAUUGUGUUACUUAACAUAUUUAACAUGCGAUUAUCUUUUCUAUAAAAAAAAUUUAAUACCCCUAUUUUAUACGAGGGUGAUCUUUUCUUCUCCUUGUAUGCACGGAGUAGUCCGAGAUUUAAUUUCACUCACCUGUUUCCGUUUUUUUUGUUUAGUCCCAGACUGUUAAGAUUAAAGGCUAUGUUUUUUUUCUCUCCACCAAAAAGCAAUGUUUUUUUUUUUUUUUUAAAGGGCUGUCAUUUCUGGGGCAAUAGACCUAUAACUUUUUUGUUUGUUUAAUAUCCAAUACAAGCUUUAAUGUUUUUUUUUUCUUUUUUUCUAGUGGACAAAGUUUUAAAUUUUUUUUUUCUUGGGGAAUUCAAAUGUCAACAUUCCAACACUAUAGCAUUACAGGUCAGACCCAAUUCUUUGAGUUUUCCUAUUAGGUCCGAGUUUUUCUCGUUAGCAUGUGGUGUUGUGGAUGAGAAGAGAGAGAGAGAGCGAGAGUUGGUACAUUUUUGCGAGUUGAUCCAUUGGUAUAUUGCUUCUAAAGCUCUUUGUCAUCAACAUAUCUUCGGGCUCCACUGAAAUGUAUUCAAUUACAGUCGAUAUUUAUUCAUAUAGCCCUGAUUUUUUUUUUGUUUCACUGAAAAUCCAGCGUAUGAAAUUUAACAGUCAUAAUAAUAAUAAUAUUUACUUGUCUUGAGAGCUUUUCUUCUAUACAGAUUCUGUUUUAUAUAUUUAUCAUUUGUGAAUAGACAAGUACUACACAUAAAUAAAAUACAGUUCGUCUACAA